Plasmodium vinckei vinckei is the source of this 1482-nucleotide messenger RNA. Its product is annotated as fam-a protein. Lineage: Eukaryota; Apicomplexa; Aconoidasida; Haemosporida; Plasmodiidae. Bases 1 to 1482 code for a protein of 493 amino acids. The transcript has 6 exons. The record is from RefSeq and is a predicted model, not a curated record.
AUGAAUAUAGGAUAUAUUAAGAUUGCUUUGGCACUUUUAAGUGUUGCAGGAUAUAUCCAAAAUAUAGCAUUUGCAACCGAACAUCCUCUAAGCACAAACUCUUUAAAUAAAGAAAGUAGACGACCAUAUGUCAGACUUCGAGAAGAUAAAAAAAUCAUAGAAGAGAAAGAACCUUUACAAGCUAAAAAAAUCAUAGAAAAGAAAGAACCUUUACAAGCUAAAAAAAUCAUAGAAGAGAAAGAACCUUUACAAGCUAAAAAAAUCAUAGAAGAGAAAGAACCUUUACAAGCUAAAAAAACUAUAGAAUAUAAAAUAAUCAUAGAAGGUGCAAAAACUAUAGAAUAUAAAAUAAUCAUAGAAGAUAAAAGAGCUAUAGAAGAUGAAAACACUAUAGAAGAUGAAAAAACUAUAGAAGCUAAAAAACCUAUAGAAGAUAAAAAAACUAUAGAAUAUAAAAAACCUAUAGAAGAUAAAAAAACUAUAGAAGCUAAAAAACCUAUAGAAGAUAAAAAAACUAUAGAAUAUAAAAAACCUAUAGAAGAUAAAAAAACUAUAGAAUAUAAAAAACCUAUAGAAGAUAAAAAACCUAUAGAAGAUAAAAAAGGUGUAGAAGAUAAAAAACCUAUAGAAGAUAAAAAACCUAUAGAAGCUAAAAAACCUAUAGAAGCUAAAAAACCUAUAGAAGCUAAAAAACCUAUAGAAGCUAAAAAAACUAUAGAAUAUAAUAAACUACUUUUACGAUCUAAAAUAUAUAAAGACGAUAGAAAAACUCAACAAGCAGCAGCUGUUAUGGCCGAAGCUUUAGCUUUUGCAAAAAAACAUGCCAAGCAUACAAAUGAUUACAAGCUAUAUUUUAAAAAAGAUGAAGGGGCAAUUUUAUAUUUUAAGAAAGAAAUUAUUAACAUUGGAAAGCUUGAUCUUAUAAUCCCAAACCCUGAUUGUUAUGAUGAUAUAAUAAGCUUGCUAAUGGAUCCAGAUGGCCCAAAGAAAAUAUAUAAUACAUUUAUUGAAGGAACCUUUUCUCGAUUAUACAAUGAAAAUUUACUAAUUGUACGACAACAAUAUCAAAGUGUUGAGGGAGGAUGGCGAAGGCAUUGUUAUGUAAUAAUCAACAAAGUUGAAUUAUCAAAAGACGAAACUGCAAUAAUCAUGGUUUCAACACAUGAGGAUUAUCAUAAUUGGAAAAUGAAAAUGAAACAUUUAAAUCCUAUCAUAAAAAGUGCAAACUCAUUCAAUCCUGAUAUUCCUCAUUACGAGGAUAUGUUUAAAAAUGAACUAUCAAAAAAAAUGUAUGUUAACUUAGCAGCAUUUUUCAUUAAAAAGGGAGAAGAUAACGUUAAAAUUACCUAUGUCAGCUCUAUUGAUCUAAGUUUUCGUUCGAUAACAACAGAACAAACUUUUCUGAAAAUAGCAGCUGAAGAUAUUUUAAAUGUUGUCAAACUCAGGGGAAUUUUUAGAAGUGAUAAACGCACUUCUAAGUGA